UUUACUGCUUUCUUUUACACAUCUAAAAUUUUACAGUUAAGGAAAAAAUUUAAAAAAAUUAUGUCUCGCCGUAAUACUCGAUUUUCGCGCUUUGGUAGUGUGUUUCGCAAAAGAAGACGGGAAGGUGCGGAGGACGAUACCGAUGAUACCGACGAAUCCGGUGAAUCGGAAAAUCAAGGCAAUGAAAGUGGGGAACCUGCGUAUACCGAGGAAGAGGAGGUGAUGCCGCCACCCUUAUUAGAGGGCGAAAUGCCAACAUUUUUUCACAUUGGCAUUUUGGCCAAGGAGUGUUUGAUACACGGCUACAAGAUUGGGGCUUGGCAUUUGAGCACCUUGAGCAAGACUAACAAGGACAUUGAUUUAUCUAGCUUUGCCCGUGCCAAACCAGAUUGCGAUACUAUAUUAGGCGGCAUUGGCACACGGUAUAAGCUUGGUCCUCUGUUCCUUACGCACGAUUGGCAAACGGACAACAUUGUUGGCACCAAAGUGGGAAUAUUAAACAAAGCCGCCGGCGGUCAAAUCUUGGCGCUGCUACGUGGCUCCUACGGCAUUGAUAAUGAUGAUGGCUUCAAGCUGGAGGGUCGCUUCGGUUUUGAGCGUUCGCCUCUUAAAACGGAGAUAAUUGCGCCUAUUUAUAAUCUACCCAAGUUAAUGGGUUACGUAUUGGCGCAGCCCCUGGACAAUUGGGUGCUUGCCUAUCGCGCUGUCUAUGAUGUGGACAACAUGGGCUUUGAUAAGCAUGCGGUUUGCGUGGGGUACACCAAUGGUGAUACUGAAGUAGGCCUCAAAUACGAGAAUUUUCAAGACUUGCGCGGCUCCUUAUUCCAGAGACUGGGCGAAAAGUGGGCAGUGGCCUUGAAAGCAAAUCUCUAUGGUGAAGGGGAAAAGAAGUUUGCUGUUGGCGGUCAGUACCGAAUCAAUGAUACCGCUCUUGUUAAGGCCAAAAUACGCCAGGAUUGCCAUUUCGGCCUGGUGUAUCAAAUCAAAUUGGCUAUGAGCACAGAGAUUCUAUAUCAUUUUGGUUUCAAUGCCAAGGAUCCCAUUAACGGUCCGCACAAGCUUGGUGUGUCCUGGAAUUUUAAGGGCUAGAGAUUCUGACUAAUGUAAAUUAUAAUGUGAAAGCUUUAAUAGUAUAAAACAAAAUCAAAUUU
Molecule: messenger RNA, 1151 nt
Organism: Drosophila busckii
Lineage: Eukaryota; Metazoa; Arthropoda; Insecta; Diptera; Drosophilidae
Product: voltage-dependent anion-selective channel
Exons: 3
Coding region: 61-1089 (342 amino acids)
Biological process (GO): monoatomic anion transmembrane transport
Cellular component (GO): mitochondrial outer membrane
Molecular function (GO): voltage-gated monoatomic anion channel activity
Source: RefSeq, a predicted model, not a curated record